AACCAAACCUGCCUCGUGGGGUUUUGGCCGUGCAGAGGGCCUUUGCCUGGAUAAGUGCAUGGCCGAAGCAAGUUGUCCCUUCGUUGCGUUAUGGGCAUAGUCAGUAAAUAUCCUUUUACCGUUCUUUCUGUAGGGUCAUCUGUAGUAGUCAAUAAUGAGAAAAUGCAUACAACAAGGUAAUACGAAUAUAAUCGAUCCUUCUCAAUAAACUCAUUUUAGUUUGCUAGCCUUGUAAGGAACAAUCCCUUAUGAUUGUGUCGUCUUGUUCCGUCUACUGUUUUUCCAUAUCAUUAUUAGAAGAAGCCAAAACACCAACGGAUUCACAUUCAUUGCUAAUUCCAUCACACAGACUCUGUAGAACUCAUACGAAUAUAGUAUAGAACCCACGCAGACUCUAAUGCCAGUCUACCAAACUAAUGCGAACAACAAGAAGCAUUGUCGCGCUUGCAAGACGCCAGGCAGCGCGACUCUUAAUUUUCCCUCCAACUGGCCCAAAACACGUUCUUUUUUGAAAGUCGCGAAUGAUGGUACACUUUUGAUUUGUGAUUGCUCUCUGACAAGAUUCUUUUUGAUGACAGACAUGAUGCGACUUAGCUUAGUUUAUAAUUCUCAAGAUAGUUGUACCUGCACUGGAUAUAAUGCCUAGUUAUACUGACUCUUGCCUUUAAUUCGGGUGUACUAGGAAACGGAAAGCCAGUCAGUAGUUGACUGUUUUAUGUUAUUUAGUUGAGAUAGACAAUCCUCGUUAUCAUCAGAUUGAUAUCGAAUCCUAUCAUCUUUACAACAGCUGCGUCGAGUACCCUAACGGUCAACAAUGCGC
Molecule: messenger RNA, 820 nt
Organism: Amoebophrya sp. A25
Lineage: Eukaryota; Dinophyceae; Syndiniales; Amoebophryaceae
Source: the annotation of a GenBank genome assembly